AUGCAGCAGAAGAGUCCUGCUGAAUUUUUCGCAGAGAACAAAAAUAUUGCAGGGUUUGACAACCCAGGCAAAUGCCUUUAUACCACCGUCAGGGAGCUGGUUGAGAACUCCCUCGAUGCAGCAGAGAGCAGCGGGAACCUGCCAGACGUUGAAGUAACCAUAGAGGAGAUUAGCCAAAAACGCAUGAACACCAUUCGGGGAAUCGCAAAUCUUGAGCGUGUGGAUGAGACCCUGUACCAAGACUUUGAGACAGAGGACCUUAGGAAGAAACGCAUGGCAAAGGAGGCAAGGGAGCAGGAGAAGCUGAUGAAAGCUGCUCAGAAGGCGGAGGUCAAGAGGGCAGCCGCCGCCUCAAAGAGCACCAAGACGUUCUACAAGGUCACUGUGAAGGACAAUGGCACAGGGAUGCCUCACAAGGACAUUCCCAACCUGCUGGGCCGCGUGCUGUCGGGUACCAAGUACGGCCUCCAGCAGACGCGCGGCAAGUUUGGGCUGGGCGCCAAGAUGGCCCUGAUCUGGUCCAAGAUGAGCACUGGGCUGCCCAUUGAGGUCUGGAGCGCCAGGCAGGGCCAGAGCUUCAUCUCCUACUACAAGCUCGACAUUGACAUCCACAAGAAUGAGCCGAACGUGCAUAAGACUGAGGAGAAGCCAAAUCCAGACAGGUGGCAUGGCGCAGAGCUGAGCGUCACCAUCCUGGGCAACUGGCAGUACUACAGAGCCAAGAUCCACAAGUAUCUGAGGCAGAUAGCAGUCAUCACGCCCUACGCAAAGUUCAGCUUUGCCUAUGUGGCCGAGGACGAGAAGAACAGCAUCCGCAUCAACUUCACAAGGCGCACUGACAAGAUGCCUGCUCCCCCCAAGGAAGUCAAGUACCAUCCGGCUUCUGUGGAUCUUGAGCUCAUCAAGCGCCUCAUUGCUGUGACCAAAUGCUCAACACUGCGCCAGUUUCUGUACAAGGACUUCUCCUCGAUCUCCAAAGACUAUGCAGGCAUGCCACCCCAUCAGCCAAGCAGAUUCCCAAUGCCAUUACACUCUCUUUCACAGCAAUGCAAGGGACUCCUGCACCAGCUGCUGCACGAGGCCAAAUUCAAGGACCCUGACAAGGACCACCUCAGCCCUGCCGGGGAGUACAAUCUGCGCCUGGGGAUCCUGAAGGAGCUCAACCCUGAGCUUGUAGCCACGCACCAAGGGGAUGCACGCGUGCUGGAGGGUCAUGCAUUUGUAGUGGAGGCGGCAGUGAGCGUGGGAGGCCGGGACAUCAAGCCCGGCAUUAACGUGUACCGCUUUGCCAACAGAAUCCCCCUGCUCUUUGAGGGGGGAUCAGACGUCAUCACAAGGACGGCUCUGAAGCGGAUCAAUUGGGCUAACUACAAGAUCAACCAGACCAGUGACAAAGUGGGUGUCUUUGUCAGCAUUGUGUCCACCAAGAUCCCCUACAAGGGGGCAGGCAAGGAGUACAUAGCUGAUGACAUGGACGAGAUGGUGCAUGCAGUCAAGCAUGCCCUGCAGCAGUGCUGCCUGCAGCUGAAGGUGAAGAUCACAAAGCAGCAGGCCGCGAAGGAGCAGAAGCUGCGCCGCAAGAACCUGAUCAAAUAUGUCCCCAACGCUGCGGCUGCUGUCUUCAAGGUCCUGCAGACCAUGUCCGAGACACCUGCGGUGGGCCCCAAGCGGCGGCGGAUGGAGACAGACAAUGACAUCCUGGGCCCCGUGAAGAGGCGUGAGGUGGAGGAGGGAACGCUGGUGCAGCGCCUGACCGAGUACGUUGAGCGCAUCGACACCGACAUGGCGCUGGAGUACCAGAUGCAGCAGGGGAUGGCGGAGGGCAUGCAGCAGCCGCUCUUCCUCAUGCCGCAGACGGCGCUGCAUAGCUACGGGCCGCCGCUGCAGGGGACUGCAUGCACAGUCUGCCUGCUCAGCGUGGGAUGA
Molecule: messenger RNA, 1926 nt
Organism: Coccomyxa subellipsoidea C-169
Lineage: Eukaryota; Viridiplantae; Chlorophyta; Trebouxiophyceae; Coccomyxaceae
Exons: 17
Coding region: 1-1926 (641 amino acids)
Biological process (GO): DNA topological change
Cellular component (GO): cytosol; small ribosomal subunit
Molecular function (GO): DNA binding; DNA topoisomerase type II (double strand cut, ATP-hydrolyzing) activity; ATP binding
Source: RefSeq, a predicted model, not a curated record